Ornithodoros turicata is the source of this 1497-nucleotide messenger RNA. RefSeq names its product solute carrier family 22 member 6-A-like. The record is from RefSeq and is a predicted model, not a curated record. NCBI's taxonomy places the organism in Eukaryota, Metazoa, Arthropoda, Arachnida, Ixodida, Argasidae. The transcript has a single exon. Gene Ontology annotation, molecular function: transmembrane transporter activity. The coding region runs from base 56 to 1369 and encodes 437 amino acids. Gene Ontology annotation, biological process: transmembrane transport. Gene Ontology annotation, cellular component: membrane.
GUUGGCUAGGAGCGUGCUAUGAGGUGAAGUUCAUUUUUAAGAGUGUACGACCUACAUGAUAGGCGCGCUCGUUGCUGUUCCCAUUAUGGGUGUCGCAGCAGACCGCUACGGCCGCAGACCAGUCAUCUGUUGCGCUGUCAUCAUUCUGCAAUUCGCCGCCCUGGGAAGCUGCUUUGCCACCAACUUUGCAGCCUUCAUCUUUGUCCGAUGCGUCGUCUCUGGUUGCGUGAGCGUAACUCAAGUUACACUCUUCAUCCUGAUGUUCGAAGUGACGUCAAUGGAGCACCGAACAUUCUACGGCACAGCGGCUAUCGCCCUCAACAUCCUAUUCGCGAGAAUACUACUGGGGGUGCUGCGUGUUUUAGGACUGGAUUGGCAGACAGUCAUGCUCGUCUUCAUGGGCAUAACAACGACGCUCAGCGGUGUAUUUUGCUUCAUCGAAGAAUCACCUCGUUGGCUGAUAACGACGUAUAACUUCGAGCGCGCCGAGCAGUCGCUGUCGUGGGCGGCCAGCGUCAACGGUCAACCGCUGGAUGCAGUUCGUAAGGGUUACGAGGAGAUAACAAAAAAACUGCCGAAGCAAGCUGAGACUAAUCCUGCGGGAAUAGUAGUCCUGUUCAAGUCCAGGCCAAUGCUAGUACGUUCCAGCAUACUGUUCACCGUUUGGUUCACCGUAAUGUUCUCGUACUACGGAUUAUCCUUCCUCUUCGAAGUCCAGCGUUGGGUCCUUGUGGUGAACGUCUUCGACCUUUGCCCUCUUGCCGCGACGACGCACUACGCAAUGUGCAAAGCAGGGAGGAAAGCUACGCUUAACGUCAUCUUCCUGGUGCUUGGGACAUGCAGCGCUUUGCUGGCAUUGACUUCAUUUCUGGAACACGCGUUCGUAAAUACGAUGCUUCUGAUUCUGGCAAAAGAAGCGGCAUUGCUGUCCGGUCUCGUCUGCUUCCUUUACACAGCCGAGCUCUUUCCCACUGUGUUACGCAGCAUUGGAGUGUGCUGUGGUUACACGUUCGGGCGUGUGGGUGCAGCAACUGCAUCGGCUCUCUCUUUAGAACAGUCAGUGGCAAUCAAUUUGGCUAUCCUUACCUCCCUGGUGGCUGUGUCCAUUCUGCUGUUGACGAAACUGCCGGAAACCCUCUCGAAACCACUCUCUAACACCUUGAAGGAUGUUGAAGGCGCCGUGCAAGAAGGUGCCGGUAAUCAAAAGGAAAACGACGUGAAGGAGUCUCCGAACGAGCCCGUAGCACGUGUCGAACAACGUGAAGAGAGCCCUCAAGUGCAGACUCCGAAAUCCCCCGAACACAAGCGUGCAUCGAAGCACAGAAAGAAGACUCGGCGUUCUCCAAUGUCCCCGUCGUCACCUUUAUAGGUGGACCCAAAAUAAUUUAGCUGUACAUUUAGCUUUGAAGUACGCGUGAAGGACAUAUCUAUGCGUCUUCUGAGUUGUCUAUUCCAUUAGCAACCACAUUAAACAUGCAUUUAUUUGAUACAAAUACA